This is a messenger RNA of Necator americanus (New World hookworm), 303 nucleotides long. RefSeq lists its product as uncharacterized. NCBI's taxonomy places the organism in Eukaryota, Metazoa, Nematoda, Chromadorea, Rhabditida, Ancylostomatidae. The transcript has a single exon. The record is from RefSeq and is a predicted model, not a curated record. Bases 1 to 303 code for a protein of 100 amino acids.
AUGGGGCAGCUCGAGCCACGUGGAACCAAGAACUCACAUCCGAGUUCGCAAGGCUUUGGAGAGAUAAAAAAAGACCUCAGAGAGAUAAGAGGUGUAGUGUUAACUGAAGCUGCAGAUGCGGAAAAGAGUAUUCGCGAAGCUCUACAGAAUUUGCCAUUCAAAAAAUUGCUCUCCGGAUCACAAAAGAAACAACCAUGGCAUCGAGAAGGGAAAUGGAAAAAAUUAUCCACGACUUCUACUCUGACCUCUUCGACUGCAGUGUCCGGUUGCCACCAUCUUAGGGAAAACGACAUGUCAUUCUAG